Molecule: messenger RNA, 1022 nt
Organism: Drosophila ficusphila
Lineage: Eukaryota; Metazoa; Arthropoda; Insecta; Diptera; Drosophilidae
Product: cytidine deaminase
Exons: 2
Coding region: 95-892 (265 amino acids)
Cellular component (GO): cytosol
Molecular function (GO): cytidine deaminase activity; zinc ion binding
Source: RefSeq, a predicted model, not a curated record
UCAGGAAUGACAUUUGUUUUUUAAAAACUUCUAUCAGUAUUUGCUUUUGGCACAAAAAAUUUAUUAUUUUACAAAUUUUAAGUUAACAAAAAAAAUGGCUGAGAAGCGGAAACUCCUCCAAUGCUAUAUGAGAAAUCUGAACGAGCUUCAGGACGAACUAAAGCGAAAGGAGCUGGAAAAGAAAAUGGUGGAGCUGGAGUUGUUGCAGCGCCAAAUGGCUCGUCGCCAGGAGCGUUCGGGUACCAAAUGCGCCGGCGGCAAGAUGAAGGAGCUGCGGCAGAAAAGAUUACGGAAGAUUCUUUGUUCCUACAUGUCGACGUUGGAGGGACUGCUCUGUGAGCUGGCCCGAAGGGAGGCCAGGCUUAACGGGGACAGGGGUCGGGCCAGCGAAUCCGAGAACCUGCAACAUCCGCAAAUGCUAGAGGAGUUCACAGUUGCCUUCUGUGCAGUCGGUGAAGACGGCCGGGAGCUGCUGGAGGCGGCUCUUUCCGCCCGCAGAUGCGCCUAUGCCCCGUACACCAAUUUCAGAGUAGGAGCAGCUUUCCGGUCCAAGUGCGGUAGGAUCUACACGGGCUGCAAUAUUGAAAACGUGGCGUUAACGCCGGGUAACUGUGCUGAGCGAUGUGCUUUGGCUAAGGGAAUAAGCGAGGGCGAGAAGAACUAUACAGCGGGCGCUGUUGUGGCCUAUCAUCCAGAUGUGUUCACAACACCUUGUGGCGUCUGCCGCCAGUUCAUACUGGAGUUCGUGCGAAAGGACAUCCCCAUCUAUAUUGCAAAAGCUCCGCCACCGGAACAGGAGAACUGCAUUCCUGCCAUCCAGGAUGACGAUGAAGUCCUAGUCACUUCCGCUUACCGUCUGCUUCCGUACAGCUUCAAUACAUGUGACGCAUAAUUUCCACACUGGUAUACCGUUUAGGUCCUUCUCCAAACUUUUGCGGUUGAAAGAUUUAAUUUAAAAUUUUAUUUAAAGUUAAAUUUCAAAUAAAUACGUUUAUUAAACGUUCAAGGGAGUAAGAUAAAAA